Messenger RNA from Cajanus cajan (pigeon pea), 1120 nucleotides. It is a transcript of the gene LOG8, whose product is annotated as Putative lysine decarboxylase family protein. Gene Ontology annotation, molecular function: hydrolase activity, hydrolyzing N-glycosyl compounds. Gene Ontology annotation, biological process: cytokinin biosynthetic process. Gene Ontology annotation, cellular component: nucleus; cytosol. The record is from RefSeq and is a predicted model, not a curated record. Lineage: Eukaryota; Viridiplantae; Streptophyta; Magnoliopsida; Fabales; Fabaceae.
UUUACAAAGCCGACAAAAAGACGUAGGAUUGGAAAAGAAAUAAGAGCAUGUUGUGGGGUGGGCGUGCUUUGCUCACAAAAAAUGAGUCCGAUUUCUCUUACAUCCUCUAUCUCUAUUUAGGAUCACCCCUUGCAACAAAGUUUCUGGCUUUUCUCCAUAGCUCUAAAAGUUAUUAGAGUAAAGCUAAAUAAUACUAUAGCGUUAAGGGUUCUCUCUUCUUUAUUUUGUUUCUUCUUCGAAUGAACUGAAAACCCGCAAAGAAAGCAUCGAUUUUGAAUGGAGGAAGGGUACCCCAGAAGCAAGUUCAAGACGGUGUGUGUCUUCUGUGGCAGCAACUCUGGCAACCGGCAAGUCUUCAGUGAUGCUGCGAUUCAAUUGGGCAAUGAACUGGUUAAGAGGAACAUAGACUUGGUGUAUGGUGGGGGCAGUGUUGGGCUAAUGGGCUUAAUAUCUCAGAGAGUGCAUGAUGGAGGCUGCCAUGUCCUAGGGAUCAUUCCAAAAGCUCUCAUGCCUCUCGAGAUAUCUGGUGAAACAGUAGGUGAAGUGAAAAUUGUUUCAGAUAUGCACGAGCGUAAAGCUGCAAUGGCUCAAGAAGCUGAUGCAUUUGUUGCUCUCCCGGGAGGAUAUGGAACCAUGGAAGAGCUAUUGGAGAUGAUAACUUGGGCCCAACUUGGAAUUCAUAAAAAGCCGGUUGGUCUACUGAAUGUUGACGGUUACUAUAACUGUUUGCUUGCAUUAUUUGACAAUGGUGUUAAAGAAGGCUUCAUUAAGCCUGGUGCACGGAAUAUAGUUGUCUCUGCUCCAUCAGCCAAAGAACUUAUGAUGAAGAUGGAGCAUUACACUCCUUCACAUGAACAUGUUGCCUCUCAUGAGAGCUGGCAGAUGAAGCAAUUAGGUAAUUAUCCAGGACGAGAAGAUGCAGAGUGAGAGUGUUAUUGAUGGAAUGUUUUUCUCCAAAAUUGAUUUAUGAUGUGAUUCUUCAUCAUUUGAGAUGUAUACAAGAGCCUGCAUAGAUGGGGCCAUAUGUUGUUUGUUACCGUGUACUACGUUGUUGUUUUUAUGACUGGAGUGCUAAUGCUAAUACAUUUGCUAUGCUGCUUUUCUUUUUUCUUCCAUUUAA